GUUUCAAAUUAGAGGCAAACAGCGCUGGACCGUGCGCUGGUCCGAAAUGCAAAAAGUACGCAGUUUUCAGUCGCUGAGAGCGGCAACGCUCUUCGCCCACUUACAAAAGCGUGGCCAAACCAAUACAGCUGCCGCAGCUGACGCAUCAACUAAGGACAAUGUUGUUUGGGAGCAGGCACGUCCUUACGAGGAAAUGCCAUACGCCAAUCUGUUGUCACUCACCUAUAACAUGGCCUUUCCCGGUGGAAGAUACAAAGGCUUGGACUUAACUCAGCUGGUCAUGGCUAUGCGUAGGGACUAUGGUGAUAUAUAUAGGAUGCCCAAGCUAUUUGGCAGAGAGCCAAUGGUCACAACAUAUAAUCCCAAAGAUUUUGAGGUAGUGUUUCGACAUGAGGGCGUUUGGCCACACCGACCUGGGGCCGACACAUUACGUUUCCAUCGUGAGCAGUAUCGCAAAGAUUUCUUCCAAGGCGUUGAAGGUUUGAUUCCCACGCAAGGCAAGUCCUGGGGCGAAUUUCGUAGUGCAGUGAAUCCGGUGCUGAUGCAGCCAAAGAACGUGCGACUCUACUACAAGAAAAUGUCACAGGUUAACUGUGAAUUUGUUGAGCUCAUUAAAGCAAAGCGUGAUGCAACUACACUGGAGGCGCCUGAGAACUUCUUGGAAGAUAUUAACAGGUGGACUUUGGAGUCGGUGUCUGUAGUUGCUCUGGACAAGCAGCUAGGUUUGCUCAAAGAUGCCACCACCACCAAGGAGACCUUGCUGCUGUUCAAGAGUCUGGAUGAAUUCUUUACCUACGCUGCUAUUCUGGAAAUACAGCCAUCGCUUUGGCGCUACAUUGAAACACCAAUGUUCAAGAAGCUAAUGAAGGCGUUCGACAAUAUACAAGAAGUGACCUCUGCAUUUGUGAAUGAGGCUUUGGAGCGCUUAGAGCGGGAGGCGCAGCAAGGUUUAGUGCGUGCAGAGCAUGAGCAAAGUGUGCUCGAGAAGCUGCUGAAGAAGGACAAGAAAGUGGCCACUGUUAUGGCCAUGGACAUGCUAAUGGCUGGCGUGGAUACUACCUCAAGCACAUUUGCUGCUGCCAUGUUGGGCAUUGCCAUCAAUCCAGAGAAGCAAGCAAAGCUGCGCGAGGAAGUGAUGCGUGUGCUGCCCAACAAGGACUCGGAAUUUACCGAAGAGUCGAUGAAGAAUGUGCCUUAUUUAAGAGCCUGUAUCAAAGAGUCGCAGCGCCUGUGGCCACUGGUAAUUGGACAUGCGCGCACCACAAACAAGGACUGCGUCUUGAGCGGCUACAAGAUUCCAGCUGGCACCUUUAUCUCUAUGAUUCCAUUGAAUUCGCUUACCAGCGAGGAAUACUUUCCGCGAGCUUCGGAAUUUCUGCCGGAGCGCUGGCUGCGAAAUGAAACAACUUCGGAUGCCAAAUGUCCAGCAAAUUCGCUGAAGAUAACCAAUCCCUUUGUAUUCCUGCCUUUUGGCUUUGGACCUCGCAUGUGCGUAGGCAAACGCAUUGUCGACAUGGAACUAGAGCUUGGCAUAGCUCGCCUUAUACGUAACUUCAGGGUGGAGUUUAAUUAUCCAACAGAAAAUGCAUUCCGUUCUGUUUUGAUAAACAAGCCGAAUAUACCGUUGAAGUUUAAGUUCAUAGAUUUGGAAAAAUAAUGAAAAUACCAUGAGAAUAAGUAACUAAUAACGAUGUUCAAUUCAACUUUAUACUCAAAUCAAUCAAGUCACAACUUAUCCCAAUAAAACAAAUUGCAUUUUUUCAA
This is a messenger RNA of Drosophila busckii, 1764 nucleotides long. Its product is annotated as probable cytochrome P450 12a4, mitochondrial. NCBI's taxonomy places the organism in Eukaryota, Metazoa, Arthropoda, Insecta, Diptera, Drosophilidae. The transcript has 4 exons. Bases 47 to 1657 code for a protein of 536 amino acids. Gene Ontology annotation, molecular function: heme binding; oxidoreductase activity, acting on paired donors, with incorporation or reduction of molecular oxygen; iron ion binding. The record is from RefSeq and is a predicted model, not a curated record.